This is a messenger RNA of Aaosphaeria arxii CBS 175.79, 2183 nucleotides long. Its product is annotated as AICARFT/IMPCHase bienzyme. Gene Ontology annotation, biological process: 'de novo' IMP biosynthetic process. Bases 1 to 1797 code for a protein of 598 amino acids. NCBI's taxonomy places the organism in Eukaryota, Fungi, Ascomycota, Dothideomycetes, Pleosporales. The transcript is spliced from 5 exons. Gene Ontology annotation, molecular function: phosphoribosylaminoimidazolecarboxamide formyltransferase activity; IMP cyclohydrolase activity. The record is from RefSeq and is a predicted model, not a curated record. Gene Ontology annotation, cellular component: cytosol.
AUGGGCGGACAAAAGACAGCUAUUUUGUCGGUAUACGACAAGACAGGUCUCUUGGACCUGGCCAAGGGCCUCCAUGACAAGGGCGUCAGACUGCUCGCUUCGGGCGGUACCGCAAAGAUGAUCCGCCAGGCCGGCUUCCCCGUCGAGGAUGUAUCCGCAAUUACCAAGGCUCCCGAGAUGCUUGGAGGUCGCGUCAAGACCCUUCACCCAGCUGUACAUGGAGGAAUUCUCGCAAGGAACCUCGACUCGGAUGACUCGGACCUAUCUGCGAACAGCAUCGAUAAGAUCGACUUCGUCGUCUGCAACCUCUACCCUUUCUCAGAGACCGUUGCCAGGAUCAACGUCACCAUCCCCGAGGCAGUGGAGGAGAUUGAUAUCGGUGGAGUGACCCUUCUCCGCGCCGCAGCAAAGAACCACGCUCGUGUCACCAUCGUCAGCGACCCCAAGGAUUACCAUGACUUCCUCGCCGAAUUGAAGGAGAGCGGCGAGCUGUCCGAGAAGAGCAGGCAGAAGUUUGCCCUGAAGGCGUUCGAGCAAACCGCUGCCUACGACGGCGCGAUCUCCGAUUUCUUCCGCAAGAAGUAUGCUGGAGAGGGCCAGCAGCAUCUGCCUCUCCGAUAUGGUGCCAACCCUCACCAGAAGCCCGCUGCCACUUUCGUCCAGGAGGGCGAAUUGCCAUUCAAGGUCCUCUGUGGCUCCCCCGGAUACAUCAAUCUGCUCGAUGCUCUCAAUGCCUGGCCGCUCGUUCAGGAGCUUAGCAAAGCUCUCAACUACCCCGCCGCCGCAAGCUUCAAGCACGUCUCCCCUGCCGGUGCUGCCAUCGGUGUCCCGCUCAGCGAGGAGGAGAGGAAAGUGUACAUGGUCGAUGACAUUGAAGGCAUUGAGAAGUCUGGUCUCGCCCAAGCUUAUGCUCGUGCCCGUGGAGCCGACCGCAUGUCCAGCUUCGGAGACGUUAUUGCUCUCUCCGAUGAGGUCGAUCUCCCUACCGCAAAGAUCAUCAGCCGUGAGGUCUCAGACGGUGUCAUCGCCCCCAAGUACACCGACGAGGCUCUGGAGAUCCUCAAGAAGAAGAAGGGUGGAAAGUACCUCGUCCUCCAGAUGGACCCCGACUUCGUGCCCGGCCCCGAGGAGACCAGGACCGUCUUCGGUAUCAACCUCCGACAGCACCGCAACGACGCCAAGAUCGUCCCUGCGGAGACCUUCAACACCAUCAUCACUCCCAAGAACUCCAGCCCUCUCCCAGAGGCUGCCCUCCGAGACUUGACUGUCGCCACCAUUGCGCUCAAGUACACCCAGUCCAACAGCGUCUGCUACGCACUCAACGGCCAGGUUGUUGGCCUUGGAGCCGGCCAGCAAUCACGCAUUCACUGCACCCGCCUCGCUGGCGACAAGGCCGACAACUGGUGGAUGCGCUUCCACGAGCGCACCCUGAACCUCACCUUCAAGAAGGGCACCAAGCGACCCUCCAAGUCCAACGUCAUCGACCUCCUCUGCAGCGGCCUCGUCCCAGAGUCCGGCAUCGAGCGCGAGGACUUCGAGUCCAACUUCGAGGAGGGCCAGGUCCCCAAGCCCUUCACCGCCGAGGAGCGCAAGGAGUGGCUCGGAAAGCUCAAGGGCGUCGCCGUCAGCUCUGACGCUUUCUUCCCCUUCAUCGACAACGUCUUCCGUACCGCGCGCUCCGGCGUUAGCUACAUUGCCGCCCCGACCGGCUCCCAGAACGAUGGCGCUGUCUUCGAGACCGCCGAGAAGUUGGGCAUCACCUUCGUCGAGCAGCACAUCCGUCUUUUCCACCACUAAAACUUUAGAAAGAAACCCCCCAGGCCCCAAGAGGGACCGAUUCCUCCUUGUCUGAUGAUGAUAACCCAUGAUUUCCAUUUGCUACUAAGAUGUUCUUGCAUGUAUUCGGUGUCCUUUGGGUCGGCUAUACCAAAAGCGGUCACUUUAUUAGAUGUCUAAAUAGUCAUUCAACAUGUCACUUCCACCCUGAUUUUUAAUGCUUGACCUCGUGAGCUAACAAUUCCAAAUUGUUCUAGAGUUAUCCCGACGGGAACGAUCCUAAUCCCUUGUGCGACGAGGAUUUGCGCGACGAUCGGUCAGAAAUAGCGAGGUUAAAGGUUUAGAGUAGGUGGGAAAGCACUACUUCACAUCCAAAGCAAUGAUCAAAGCACAAAUGGCCAGUUUUU